GGGAGGGAAGAACUUGGGGAACGAGAGGACACAAGAAUCUCUGCAGCUUCUUAGGUAUGUAGGCAAAAUGAAGCUGAAUCUGGUGCAGAUCUUUUUCAUGUUGCUGAUGCUACUGCUGGGCCUGGGGAUGGGCCUGGGGCUGGGGCUUCAAAUGGCUGCAGCAGUCUUGGAGGAGAGUGAUCAACCGCUCAAUGAAUUUUGGUCCAGUGACUCACAGGACAAAGCUGAGGCCACUGAGGAGGGAGAGGGCACCCAAACCACAGAAACGCUGGUGCUUAGCAACAAAGAAGUAGUGCAACCUGGCUGGCCAGAAGAUCCCAUCCUCAAUGAAGAUGAGGUUGGAGGAAACCAGAUGCUCAGAGCCUCAGCUCUCUUUCAGAGCAACAAAGACUAUCUUAGACUUGACCAGACAGAUAGAGAAUGCAAUGAUAUGAUGGCACACAAGAUGAAGGAGCCCAAUCAGAGCUGCAUAGCCCAGUAUGCAUUCAUCCACGAGGAUCUAAACACAAUCAAAGCUGUCUGUAACAGUCCUGUCAUUGCCUGUGAGCUCAAGGGGGGAAAAUGUCACAAAAGCUCCCGACCUUUUGAUUUGACAUUGUGCGAGCUGUCCAAACCAGACCAGGUCACUCCUAACUGCAAUUACCUAACUUCUGUUAUAAAAAAGCACAUUAUGAUAACCUGUAAUGACGUGAAACUCCAGUUACCAACUGGAUAAUGAAGCAACUCAUCAUCU
Molecule: messenger RNA, 733 nt
Organism: Piliocolobus tephrosceles (Ugandan red Colobus)
Lineage: Eukaryota; Metazoa; Chordata; Mammalia; Primates; Cercopithecidae
Gene: RNASE10
Product: ribonuclease A family member 10 (inactive)
Exons: 2
Coding region: 68-715 (215 amino acids)
Biological process (GO): defense response to Gram-positive bacterium
Molecular function (GO): nucleic acid binding
Source: RefSeq, a predicted model, not a curated record